AUGCCUAAACUCCUACAAGGCAUUGUCACUGUCAUCGAUGUUUUCUACCAAUAUGCUACCCAGAAUGAGGAAUGUGACAUGUUGAGCAAGGCAGAGCUGAAAGAACUUUUGGAAAAUGAAUUUCGUCAAAUUCUGAAGAAUCCAGAUGAUCCAGAUACUGUAGAUAUCAUCAUGCAAAAUCUGGAUCGAGAUCAUAAUAAACAAGUGGAUUUUACUGAGUAUCUUCUGAUGAUAUUCAAGCUGUCUCGGGCUUGUAAUAAAAUUGUUGGCAAAGACUACUGCCAAGCUUCAGGGUCAAAGCAGAAAGAGCACAGUCACCAGCACCAAGAGGAACAGAGUGAAACAGAAGAGGAAGGAAACAGACAAAAAUCCUCUUCCACGUAUUCAAGUUCAAGUGCAGGAGAGAAUAGCUCCUUUUCCAGAGGCUCCAGAGGAAGCAUUAAACGUAAGUCUAGGUCUAUCUCCAGAUAUGGUUCAGGAUCCAGCCAUUCUUCUAGGCAAAAACAGUAUGAAUUGAAUUCAUACGGUCAUUCAUGGAAUAGUGAAAAUCAAACACCUGGAUCAAGACAAUCUAGUCAGAAAUACCAUGAGUGCACCUCAGGGAUUUAUGAACAGUAUGGGUCAGGGUCAGGUCAGUCAUCAAGUUAUGGACAGUAUGGAUCUUCAACUGUUAUGACCAACAGAGUUCAGGCUCAGAGCAAUCGUCAAGUUACAAUCAAUAUGGAUCUGGAUCAAGUCAAUAUUCUAGACACAGGCCAUAUCGAUCAAGUUCAAGAGAGUCAUCUGGUUUUGGUCAACAGGAAUCUUGCUCAGGUCAGUCUUCUGGUUUUAGUCAGCAUGGAUCUGGCUUAG
This is a messenger RNA of Octodon degus (degu), 852 nucleotides long. Its product is annotated as hornerin-like. Bases 1 to 852 code for a protein of 283 amino acids. NCBI's taxonomy places the organism in Eukaryota, Metazoa, Chordata, Mammalia, Rodentia, Octodontidae. Gene Ontology annotation, molecular function: calcium ion binding; transition metal ion binding. Gene Ontology annotation, biological process: establishment of skin barrier. The record is from RefSeq and is a predicted model, not a curated record. The transcript has 3 exons. Gene Ontology annotation, cellular component: keratohyalin granule; cornified envelope.